Molecule: messenger RNA, 330 nt
Organism: Letharia columbiana
Lineage: Eukaryota; Fungi; Ascomycota; Lecanoromycetes; Lecanorales; Parmeliaceae
Exons: 2
Coding region: 1-330 (109 amino acids)
Biological process (GO): autophagosome assembly; protein folding in endoplasmic reticulum
Cellular component (GO): membrane; endoplasmic reticulum; EMC complex
Source: RefSeq, a predicted model, not a curated record
AUGCCGACUGAGCGCGAGCUGGCCAUUUCCCCUCUAGUCCAGGAAUCAGUCCAACAUAACACCCAGGUGAUCUCCAACAUCCGCUCCCUGACCGCCUCUCUCUUCGGCGUCGCCUCCGGUAUCCUCGGUCUCGAGUCCUACUCUGGUUUCCUCUUCUACCUCCUCGGCACCUUCUUCGUCUCGAUACUCAUCUGGAGCAUAUUAGCAAAGGGCAAACAAAGGGAUUACUUCCAGGGAGUGUGGAGCGAGCUGUGGGCCGGAGAUGUCUUGAACGGCGGUAUGAGUUUUGUGCUGACGUGGACGCUGUUCUACGGGUUAGUAAGGGCUUGA